UGACAAUGACAAAUUCAAUAUUUCCAUGUUUCUAUCUGUCAUCUGUCUGUUGUGCGGAGGUUAAAUUUCUCGUCUCGAUCUUCACUAAAAAAGAAAUUGUUUCAUCGAAAUGGCAAAUAAUCAAAAGAAAAAGUCAGACAAAGGUAAUACUCCAGAGGAAAUAUUAAGCGGAUUUCAUUCGUUAAGAGCCGAACAAAGAGCACUUUCUGGUAAAUUAUCAGAAUUUGAAUUAGAUCUGAAUGAACACAAAAUGGUCAUCGAGACAUUGAAAAACGUGAAUGAGGAUAGAAAAUGCUUUAGAUUAAUAGGGGGCAUUUUAACAGAGAGGAAAGUGAAAGAUGUACUACCAGUUUUGAUUACAAAUCAGGAAAAAUUGAAGGAAUUCAUUGAAAAACUCCAUGAACAAAUAGCUAAAAAGGGACAAGAAAUCAAUGAGUACAGAGAAAAACACAAUAUCCGAUUUAGGGGUCUAGAUAAUCCAAAACAAGACGAGCAACCUGUAUCCACUUCAGAAGCCAGAGGAAAUGUGUUAGUUUCCUAACGAUAAUACUUGCUAUCACACUCAUUUUUUGUCAUGCUACAUACUAACAAGUUAUUUAUUCAUUUUAUAGCCGUUCAUAGGGUAUAUCAUUAAUGAGAACUGUUUUAUUUUGAGACAUAACUGAUGGCCAACAGAUAAAUAUUUCGACUGUUGUCAUAUUUGAGAACUUUUGGAGGCACCAUAAGUUCUAAUUUUGCUUUUCCGUUGUCUUUUCUAUCUCUGAAUUUUCCAGUAAAUUGAUUAUUAAUUGUCAAGUAUAUGAUAUAGUGAAAACAUGCGAGUAAUCCUAUUUUAUUUGAAUAAUUUCUCAUGGGUGCUGUAUUUCAACCCUUUAUAUUUUCUAAAUCAAAUUCUGCAUUUGAAAAACUAUUCGCAUUAAACAUUUGUUACAAAGCA
Molecule: messenger RNA, 937 nt
Organism: Leptinotarsa decemlineata (Colorado potato beetle)
Lineage: Eukaryota; Metazoa; Arthropoda; Insecta; Coleoptera; Chrysomelidae
Gene: Pfdn2
Product: Prefoldin 2
Biological process (GO): protein folding
Cellular component (GO): prefoldin complex
Source: RefSeq, a predicted model, not a curated record